Molecule: messenger RNA, 136 nt
Organism: Ambispora gerdemannii
Lineage: Eukaryota; Fungi; Glomeromycota; Glomeromycetes; Archaeosporales; Ambisporaceae
Source: the annotation of a GenBank genome assembly
AUGUCAAACACUCGAUCAAAAAUCGAUUCGUUGCAAGAAUUAAAUUCUCAGCUUAUUGCCACGAUUGCUGAUCUUAGAAAGGAGAAUGCUGAGAUUCUUGAUUGUUAUCGUUAUGACCACAUUACAAUACGUAAUG